Molecule: messenger RNA, 1763 nt
Organism: Microtus oregoni (creeping vole)
Lineage: Eukaryota; Metazoa; Chordata; Mammalia; Rodentia; Cricetidae
Product: NAD-dependent protein deacetylase sirtuin-7
Exons: 11
Coding region: 30-1199 (389 amino acids)
Molecular function (GO): NAD+ binding
Source: RefSeq, a predicted model, not a curated record
CGGAAGCCGGAAGCGCAGUCCACGGAGCGAUGGCAGCCGGUGGCGGUCUGAGCCGCUCGGAGCGCAAGGCAGCUGAGCGUGUCCGGAGGCUGCGGGAGGAGCAGCAGCGGGAGCGCCUCCGCCAGGUGUCACGCAUCCUGAGGAAGGCGGCUGCAGAGCGCAGCGCGGAGGAGGGCCGGCUGCUGGCCGAGAGCGAGGAUCUGGUGACCGAGCUGCAGGGUCGGAGCCGGCGGCGUGAGGGCCUCAAGCGGCGUCAGGAGGAGGUUUGUGAUGACCCAGAGGAGCUGCGGAGGAAGGUCCGGGAACUGGCCGGAGCUGUCCGGAAUGCCAAACACUUGGUGGUCUACACAGGCGCCGGGAUCAGCACGGCAGCUUCUAUCCCAGACUAUCGGGGCCCUAAUGGAGUGUGGACACUGAUUCAGAAAGGAAGGCGUGUAAGUGCCACCGACCUGAGUGACGCGGAGCCCACUCUCACACACAUGUGUAUCACCCGUUUGCACGAGCAGAAGCUGGUGCAGCACGUGGUGUCUCAGAACUGUGAUGGACUCCACCUGCGCAGCGGGCUGCCACGCACUGCCAUCUCCGAGCUCCACGGGAAUAUGUAUAUUGAAGUCUGCACCUCCUGCAUCCCUAACAGGGAGUAUGUACGAGUGUUCGAUGUGACAGAGAGAACCGCCCUUCACCGACACCAGACUGGCCGGUCCUGCCAUAAGUGUGGGACUCAGCUCCGGGACACCAUUGUGCACUUUGGGGAGAGGGGGACAUUGGGGCAGCCUCUGAACUGGGAGGCAGCGACCGAGGCUGCCAGCAAAGCAGACACGAUCCUGUGUUUAGGGUCCAGCUUGAAGGUACUCAAGAAGUAUCCCCGCCUCUGGUGCAUGACAAAGCCUCCUAGCCGGCGGCCCAAACUCUACAUUGUGAACUUGCAGUGGACCCCGAAGGACGACUGGGCUGCUUUGAAGCUUCAUGGGAAAUGCGAUGAGGUCAUGCAGCUCCUCAUGGAUGAACUGGGCCUGGAGAUCCCUGUCUACGACCGGGUCUUAGAGGGGAAAUCAGUAACUUCUUUUAAUCAAAGGGUUCAAGAAAUUAAGGAUCCCUUCACCUCUGGGCCUGGCAAUUCUUGUGGCAAGACCCCAUUUUCUCCUUGGCCACUCCCCUCCGUGCUGGCGAAGAAGGCAGCCACAGCCGGAAGUCGCUGAGCAGGAGCCGAGAAGACGCCCCACCUGGGGACCAGAGUGCCCCGCUUAGCUCAGCUCCCCCCAUUCUAGGAGGCUGGUUUGGCAGGGGCUGUGCCAAGCGUGCGAAGAGGAAGAAAGCUGCAUAGCCAGGUGUCGACAGAGAACCAUGGGCACUUUGUAGACUGCGCGGACGCUUGUUCAGGGGCCUCUGUCACCGUGAAGGCUGCAGCGCCCCCACAGGAUCCAGUGGGAAGAACUCUUGGGGGUGACAGUUCACGGUGAUGUUUCUUUAGCCAUUUGUCCUUGUGAUUGCACCCACGGGGGCUUGACUUUCAAGGACACCUUCCUCCCUUCACCCGCUUCAAAGGUGGCAGCAAGGCCUUUCUUCGUUUUUCCGGCCUGGCCAGCAGAGGAGCCCCCCACUGCCUUACCUCACUCCAGGCUAGUCUCAGGGCCUCACUAUUUCUACUACUUACGACUAAAGUGUGUUCACUUUAUAGAAACCUUUUUCUGUGUUGGGUAUGCGGCACAGGGGCGGGUCCAAGCCCCCAGUCUAAGCAAGUCUUAAUAAACAUCUCUCUACUG